AUGGAAACAGAUACUUCCGCCAAGGCAAGCAACUACAUAGGUGUACGAAAGCGGCCAUGGGGGAAAUAUGCGGCGGAGAUUAGGGAUUCAACCCGGAAUGGGACGAGGGUUUGGAUCGGAACUUUCAACUGCGCCGAGGAUGCUGCUUUGGCUUACGACCAGGCCGCUCUAGCGAUGCGUGGCACCUCGGCUUCCCUCAACUUCCCGGCCGAGUUUGUGCGCAAAUCCUUGGAAGAAUUGGACUGCAAAGAAGGGACGUCCAUGGCUGCUGCUCUGAAGGAGAAGCACAAGAAAAGAACCCGGCGGCAUGGUAAAGCAAAUCCGCCCUCGUGCGAGAAGGAGGAGGAAACGAAUAAUAAUGGUGUUUUGGUUUUUGAGGACUUGGGAUCUGAUCUGUUAGAUGAGCUCUUGUCUCAAACUUCUUCCUCGUGCAUGUAA
This is a messenger RNA of Ipomoea nil (Japanese morning glory), 438 nucleotides long. RefSeq names its product ethylene-responsive transcription factor 1B-like. The coding region runs from base 1 to 438 and encodes 145 amino acids. Gene Ontology annotation, biological process: ethylene-activated signaling pathway; regulation of DNA-templated transcription. The transcript has a single exon. The record is from RefSeq and is a predicted model, not a curated record. Gene Ontology annotation, molecular function: DNA-binding transcription factor activity; DNA binding. Lineage: Eukaryota; Viridiplantae; Streptophyta; Magnoliopsida; Solanales; Convolvulaceae.